AUGGCCCAAGCUGAGGACAAUCAGUAUGAGGAGCAGUUCAGAUGUUCAAUCUGUCUGGAUCUGCUGAAGGUGCCAGUGACUAUUCCCUGUGGACACACUUACUGUAUGGACUGUAUUAAGGGAACCUGGGAUCAGGAUGGUCACAUUGGUGUUUACAGCUGCCCUCAGUGCAGACACACCUUCACAUCAAGACCUGUUCUGGGCAGAAAUACCAUGCUAGCUGAAGUCAUGGAGAAGCUGAAGAAGGCAGAAGUCCAAGCUGCUCCACCUGGUCCUCCUGCUCAUUCCAGCUCUGGACCUGGAGAUGUGGAGUGUGAUGUGUGUACUGGGAGAAAGAAGAAAGCUGUCAAGUCCUGUCUGGUGUGUCUCGCCUCGUACUGUGAGACUCACCUCCAGCUUCAUGAGAAACUUAACAGAAGACAGAAACAUGAACUUAUUGUUGCAAAAAAACUGCAGGAAAACGUCUGUUCCCGUCAUGACAAACCACUGGAGAUCUUCUGUCAUACUGAUCACAGAUUCAUAUGCUCUCUGUGUACGGUAGACGAACACAGAGACCACGAUACGGUAACAGCUGCUGUCAAGAGGACAAGAAAACAGAAGCAGGUGGAAGUCGUACACAAGGAGAUAAAACAGCUCAUCCAGCAGAGAGAAGAGGAGAUGGAGGAGCUGAGACAGGCCGUGGACUCUCUCACACGCUCUGCACAGGCAGCGCUGGAGGACACCGAGAGCAUCUUCGGCGAGAUGAUCCGCUCCAUCGAGAGAAGACGCUCGGAGGUGAGAGACCUGAUCAGAGCUCAGGAGAAGGCUGCCAUACGUCGGGCUGAAGAACUCUUGGAAAGACUUACACAAGAUAUUGGGAAGCUAAGAAGAACAGGCAGUCAACUGGAAGAGCUUUUGAACACAAAGGAUCACAUCUGUUUCCUCAAGGGAUACCAGUAUGUAUACUUUCCUCCCGGACCUGAGGAUUUGCCCAGCAUCACUCUGAGCCCCCACUUCUCCUUUGGGGAUGCUAUGAAAUUUGUCUCCGAAUUGAAAAAGCAACUGGAGGACAUUUCUGAAGAGAAACUGGGUCAGACCGCUGUAAAAGCGAAUGAGGGGACUGUCCUGCGGGUUCCAGAGCCCGGGUCCAGAGCCGACUUUCAGCAGUAUGCCUGCGAACUCACGCUGGACCCCAACACCGUGUACAAAGACAUCUUUCUGUUUGAGGGGAACAGGAAGGUGGAAUGGGCACUGAGAGCCCAGUCACACCCUGAACACCCAGAGAGAUUUGACUACUGGGGUCAAGUACUGUGUUUGGAGGGUCUGUCUGGGCGCUGGUACUGGGAGGUUGAGUGGGGGGGGAAGGACGGAGUUCAUGUAGCAGUGGCUUAUAAAACGAUGAACAGGAAAGGAAGAGGGAAAGACAGUCGCCUUGGAUAUAAUGACAAGUCCUGGAGUUUGUGCUGUUCCCCCUCCAGUUACAGUUUCUACCACAAUAAUAGGAGAACCGCAGUGUUUGGUCCUCACUCCUCCACCAUAGGAGUGUACCUGGACCACAGGGCAGGAACUCUGUGCUUCUACAGCAUCUCUGAGGACACCAUGACCCUCCUCCACAGGGUCCAGACCACCUUCACUGAGCCCCUCUAUCCUGCGUUUAGGUUAGUGUGGAAUGUGCUUGGGCCAAACACUAAGGUAUGUCUAUGCCCCAUUGAAAAUUAA
Molecule: messenger RNA, 1698 nt
Organism: Scleropages formosus (Asian bonytongue)
Lineage: Eukaryota; Metazoa; Chordata; Actinopteri; Osteoglossiformes; Osteoglossidae
Product: tripartite motif-containing protein 16-like
Exons: 6
Coding region: 1-1698 (565 amino acids)
Molecular function (GO): protein binding; zinc ion binding
Source: RefSeq, a predicted model, not a curated record